Cygnus atratus (black swan) is the source of this 1580-nucleotide messenger RNA. RefSeq names its product NOP2/Sun RNA methyltransferase 5 (gene NSUN5). The coding region runs from base 60 to 1460 and encodes 466 amino acids. The transcript is spliced from 10 exons. Gene Ontology annotation, molecular function: methyltransferase activity. Gene Ontology annotation, biological process: rRNA base methylation. NCBI's taxonomy places the organism in Eukaryota, Metazoa, Chordata, Aves, Anseriformes, Anatidae. The record is from RefSeq and is a predicted model, not a curated record. Gene Ontology annotation, cellular component: nucleolus.
CGAGCCGAGGCGUGCGGCAGUGACGUCGGCGGCGGCGCCGGCAGCGCGCGGUGGCGGCCAUGUCGCUGUACGGCGCGGCCGCCGCCGUGCUGAGCGCGCUGGAGCGCGGCGAGGGCGGCCUGAGCGGGCUGGUGUACGGCAGCCGCUUCCCGCACGCCCGGCAGCUGUACGCGCUGGUGGCCGAGACCCUGCGCUACUCCCCGGUGCUGGAGGCGGUGCUGGACGGCGCCGCGCUGCUGCGGGCCGAGAGGAGGCUGCCGCUGCCGCUGGCCAAGGUGCUGGUGUACGACCUGCUCUUCGGCAAGGGCCUCAAGUGCGGGGGCCGCUGGAAGGCGCUGCUCCGGCGGCACCGGGCGCGGCUAGAGGCCGAGCUGGCCCGGCUGAAGGUGCGGCGCGGGGUGAGCCGCAACGAGGAGCUGCUGGCGGCCGCCCCGGGAGCCGGCCCCGGAGCCCCGCGGGUCCCCCGCUACGUCCGGGUCAACACCCUGAAGGCGCGCGUGGACGACGUGGUGGACUUCUUCAAGCGCCAGGGCUACUCCUUCCUGGGCAAGGCAGGCAGCAUGGAGGAGCUGAGGACCCUGUCUGGGAAGAAAUUCUUACUGGAUCUUCAUCUCCCAGAGCUGCUGGUCUUCCCUCCACAGACUGACUUCCAUGACAACCGUCUCUAUACGUCAGGACACAUCAUUCUGCAGGACAAGGCCAGCUGCCUCCCUGCCUUCCUGCUCAGCCCCGUUGCCAGCUCCUACGUGAUUGAUGCCUGUGCUGCCCCUGGGAACAAGACCAGCCACCUGGCUGCCAUCCUGAAGAACAAGGGACAGAUUUUUGCCUUUGAUAUGGACGCCAAACGCCUGGCCACCAUGAACACCAUGCUGAUGCGAGCCGGUGUCACCAGCUUCAAGCUGGCCCAGCAGGACUUCCUGACGGUUGAUCCCCAGGACCCUAAGUACAGCAAAGUGACCUAUAUCCUGCUGGACCCGUCAUGCAGUGGCUCAGGGAUGGUGAACCGGCUGCCAGUGGAGGAAGCUGCCCCAAGUGCAGAGCGGCUGCAGGCACUGGCUGGCUUCCAGCGCAAAGUCUUAAGCCAUGCACUGAGCUUCCCGGCGGUCCAGCGCCUGGCCUACUCCACCUGCUCAGUGCACCGGGAAGAGAAUGAGGAUGUGGUGCAGGCAGUGCUCCAGGAACAGGGCUCGGCCUUCAGGCUAGUGAACGUGUUCCCAUCCUGGCCCUGCCGAGGACUUGCUACCUUCCCUGGGGCCGAGUGCUGCCUCCGUGCCUCUCCUGCAGCCACACUCACUCAGGGCUUCUUUGUGGCUGUCCUGGAGCGCUGCAGGGACCAGACUGCUGUCCCCAGCUCCUUGCCUGCAGCAGCUGAGGAAAGUCUGCAGCAAGGCGAGGAAGCAGAGCCAGGAGCAGCUCCUCCCAAGAAGAGGAGAAGGAAAAAGCAGCGGGUAAAGACAUGAAGUAACUUCCUCAGAGCAUGCAGCGGCUGGCUGUAGCUGCUGGGUGCUGUUCCUCCUGUGCCCUGCUGCACUGCAGCCCUUGUACUGCCUGGACAACAGAAAUAAAGCUUUGCACCAGCU